Molecule: messenger RNA, 2560 nt
Organism: Pomacea canaliculata
Lineage: Eukaryota; Metazoa; Mollusca; Gastropoda; Architaenioglossa; Ampullariidae
Product: high affinity copper uptake protein 1-like
Exons: 6
Coding region: 705-1430 (241 amino acids)
Biological process (GO): copper ion transmembrane transport
Cellular component (GO): membrane
Molecular function (GO): copper ion transmembrane transporter activity
Source: RefSeq, a predicted model, not a curated record
GUACUUUAAUGUGAGUCGUUAAGAGAGGGGGAAAGGUAAGGGGUGGAAAUGGAAGGAGAGGGAUCAAGUUGAUCCUUCCCGCCCCACCACCUGGCGUCCCUCCCCGAUUUUUGCAGGAAACUUUGCUUCCCUGAGCCUGGGCAAAGAUCAAUGCUUGCAUUUAAAUGUAAUUAAGAAGAAAAGAUAUCUAAUUACAAUAACCCUUAACUAACCGAUCACCUCGUUCAUGUCUACAGCUGUUGCGCGUGUUUUGAUUUUCGAGUGAAAUUAAUAUCCUCUAUUCUUAUGGAUUUGUACUAAUUUUUUUUUUACCCCCCAGCUGGCUUUUUAUUUUCAUUCGACCUUCCGCGGGAAGAAAUGUCACGGACGAAUGAUUUUGCUCUCGACUGUCAUCUGACUCAAAGGUGCACGGUGUGUCAUCGUGCGAUCUCGCCUUUGCAGGUGAAGGGUAGAUAACAUUGGUAGAUGGCAGUGACGGGAAGAUAACAACCAGACUCACUUGCUCGUUGCACACGCACGUACGGACACGGACACACUUGCUGGCCCUCGCUGUGAGGUUGUGUUUCACUGCACACUAACCUCACCAAUCAUCCAAGUCGUCAGCUGUCGUCGAAAUCCCCAGACAGACCUUCAGUGAGGGGACUUAACUUUCUGUGACGGUCACUGCAGACAGCUGAGGACAGCACAACCUCGAUCUGACAACAAUGGAGGGGAUGCCGGAAUCCGAACCUGGCAUGAAUGGCAUGACCACUACACUCAUGGCCAUGAACAGUUCUGGAACGAAUGGUAGCAGCUCUGGGAUGAAUAUGAAUAUGAACAUGGGCAUGAGCAUGGACAUGCCUGGGAUGACGAUGUACUUCCACGACGGCUACCAGGAGUAUAUUCUGUUUCAAGAUCUUCUGACAAAAUCCAGAGGAGCAUUUGCUGGUGCCUGCAUUGCCGUGUUUUUCCUGGGUGUCUUCUACGAGCUCCUGAAGCACGCACGUGAGGUACUACAGCGACGUCACGGCUUGCUCAAGUCUCGCUCCUUUCACGUCAACGGCACGUCGGGCGUUGACCUCAGAUCCGUUGGGCCGCCUGUGCACGAAAAGACCACCGAAACCACGGUGUUGCUGGUGCGGUCGCAGGAAACCGCGCGGUACACCCAGACCACACCCGGCGAGUCUCCCCCGUCCACCACCGCCCCCAAACAGCGGCAGCUCCGUACUCAUCACGGGGUAUCAUACAGGACCGCCAUGUUCUCCUCACUUCACCUGGCACAGACGGUGCUGCACGGCCUGCAGAUCCUCAUCAGCUACUGUCUGAUGCUGCUCUUCAUGACCUACAACGCCUACCUGUGCCUGUGCGUGAUCCUGGGUAUUACCUUUGGCUACUUCCUCGUCGGGUGGAACAGAUCCUCCACGGAGGACGUCAAUGAAGCAUGUCACUGAGGGAGGGCCCUUCUUGCCCCUCCAAUGACAUCUUGGUCCUAUUCGAGUACCCGGGUCGUUUAUCGUUGCCCUUUUCCCACCUUCCUCAUUUCCCUCACCACCCUGACAAUUCUUACUCUUUUAUUAUUAUUUUGCCCCCGAAGAAUUUAAAUUCUUUUGCUCAGAGAAUAACACGUUGUUUAGCUUUAUAUUUCCGAAUAACUACUGUCUGGCUAGAGUCACGCCCUGGCAUGCAAAGGAAAGACGAGGAGGCAAUGCCGUUGGCAAAGUUGAUGUGCAAUUGUAGACUUUCAUCAGUUUGUGUUUCGCCGAAAUGUGCAGUAUUUUAUCAUUUUUAAUAUUUGUUUUUAGUAAUAUGUUAGAGGCAAGUUAUUACUGUUUUAGUUCACUUCCUAGUUAUUUUCGCUUAAUUUUUUUUUUUUUGGCACGUUUGUACAGUUUAUUUACAAAUUCUACAGAUUUCUUUUUCCGUGUGCACGAUAUGUAUAUUUGUAUGCUCGUAGUGUGCAUGCAAAGAGAAAGAGAGAGAGAAUGUUUUUUAAACUUGUCAUUUCUUUGUCUUUUUUCUUUAAAAUCAAUAUUUCUGUACAUAAUAAAAUAGAGACAUAUAUUUUAUAUAUAAUAUCCUAAGCUUUAUAAAUACAAUGUUGUUUUCACGGGCGCCAUUUUUGCAGUUGUGUCCAAGCACAAGAAAACGAUAAUGACUUGGAUGUAGGUUUCCUUGACAUUGUGAUCAGGAUGACGUCAAUUUCCUUGACAUUGUGUUCAGGAUGACGUCGGUUUCCUUGACAUUGUGUUCAGGAUGACGUCGGUUUCCUUGACAUUGUGUUCAGGAUGACGUCGGUUUCCUUGACAUUGUGAUCAGGAUGACGUCGGUUUCCUUGACAUUGUGAUCAGGAUGACGUCACUUUCCUUGACAUUAUGUUCAGGAUGACGUCAGUUUCCUUGACAUUGUGAUCAGGAUGACGUAAACGUAACGUGACGUCAGUUUCAUGCACAGUAAGUCAAUGUCGUUGAUGGAUUCUUUGAAACUGCGACUAAAAGCAAAGCCACGCAUAACAGUUUUUUUUUUACAAUUGGCUAUAUAUGUAAACAAAUGUUCAUGUGGUGUAUAUCUGUUUACAAAAAAA